Pyricularia oryzae 70-15 is the source of this 995-nucleotide messenger RNA. Its product is annotated as dolichyl-phosphate mannosyltransferase polypeptide 3. Gene Ontology annotation, biological process: GPI anchor biosynthetic process. Gene Ontology annotation, cellular component: dolichol-phosphate-mannose synthase complex; endoplasmic reticulum membrane. The coding region runs from base 215 to 493 and encodes 92 amino acids. The transcript is spliced from 3 exons. The record is from RefSeq and is a predicted model, not a curated record. NCBI's taxonomy places the organism in Eukaryota, Fungi, Ascomycota, Sordariomycetes, Magnaporthales, Pyriculariaceae.
GAGCGGAAAAAGCGUCCCUUGAUUGAGGCUGACCAGGAAAAGGAGAGCGCGACGUGAAGUUCAACCCGCCCUUGCACCCUGAUCGUCAGCCAGAACAAACCAUACGCUCCUUUGUCCAUUCGACGCAAACCCGCAAACCGCACUCUUUAGCCUCGAAAUCGGCCCUCUUCGCUCCGUCAAUCGACGCAGAUAAAAAAUUCUGCCAACAAGCACGAUGACGCGCGCUCAGCAGACCAUCUCAAUCCUCCUCCUUGCGACUUCGCUCUACCUCUGCCUCUACCUGCAGCUCGUCCCGCUGCCCGACGUUAUCCAGACUGAGGUCAUCCCCGUGCUUCCCUUCUGGGUUCUCGUCUCGUUCGGCGCCCUUCUCCUGGGUCGCCUCGGCUGGGGCGUCCUGACCUUCAACGAUACGCCCGAGGCGCACAAGGAGCUGCUUGUCGAGAUUGAGGAGGCCAAGAAGGACCUGAGGAGGCUGGGUGUCACUGUCGACUAGAGGGCUGGCGAUUGUAGACGCAAUGGGGGACCAGAACAGUGCAAGAUAAUAUCAUGGCUUCGACCUUUGGUCUUGUUGGGUCAAUCACGCUCUGGGUGGAAGAGGGGACUGGAAUUCAUCCAGUGUCUGCAUUCGACCACGUAUAUUCCUCGUGUCAAUGACCAACUAGACCCGGGAGACCCGGAGUAGAUUACGAAAUAAGACUGAGCGUAACUAAAAGCACGGCACAUGGAAUUCGUACAGGGGAUGAAGUGCGUGCAGUUGGGGAAGCUCGACUUGCCGUCUGUAUUUCCAUCUCGCACCAAUUACCGGGGUUCAGUCGCCAAGGAUCGAGAUUCUCUUGGGUCAACAAUCAAGAACAAUUCCAACGGGCGCUUGUGAGUUUACAAAGUAGAACAUGGGUAUCAUAAUCAAGCACCAUCCCCAGCCAACAACGCCACCACAGCCCUAACGGCCGAGAUCGGAUCACCGUCUCCCUCCACCAGCUUUCUGAACAAAUCCG